Lactuca virosa is the source of this 636-nucleotide messenger RNA. The record is from the annotation of a GenBank genome assembly. Lineage: Eukaryota; Viridiplantae; Streptophyta; Magnoliopsida; Asterales; Asteraceae.
UUUUAUUUUUGUGAGGAUUGGGGUUUGGCCGGAGGGGAAACAAAGGAGAGGAAUGCCGCUGGGUAAGUACUACUGUGACUACUGCGAUAAGCAGUUUCAGGACACCCCUUUCCACCGGAAACGCCACCUUCAGGGCCUUCUCCACCAGAAAGCCAAAGCUCUCUGGUACGCCUCCAUACCACGAGAUCCCAAUCAAGUAUCCCUACAAUCAUCAACUGUUGGACUCUGCCAUCGCUUCAUCCGAACGGGUUCAUGCCCAUAUGGUGAUUCAUGUAAAUAUGUUCAUCCCAAUCAAAACCUUCCAAACAUGAACAUGCAGGGUUUUGCAGUUACAAAUAGCAUUGAAACUCAAUUGCCAAGUUUCCCAGGGAGUCAGUCCAUUGAAAGAUCCUCACUCUCAGGCGGCAUGGUAGUAGAUAGGAUGGGUGUUAUGCUUGGAAAUUUACCUCCAUCGUUAAGACCACCACCAGAAGGUGGAUAUCCACCUCUUCCAUUUGUAGAUUGGGGAUAGGUUUGUGUUUUAUCAUUUAAAUACUUAAUUUUGUUGUAUAUGAAUGAUCAAAUACUUGAUAGUUAAUACAUGCACAUUAUCAAGUUGAUUGGAGUAUGAUAAACUAUUGGUUUUGUUUAUUGGGU